AAGCGAGUGAAGAUACUCUUACAUCCUUUCUCCAAAUGAGCCCGACCAGAAACACAAGGUCGUGAGAGUCCACGACAAAGCAACCAUGAUAGAGACACUGUUGCUCCUCCUCUGCCUCUCACCCUUCCUCAUAGCUUGCUUUGUCUUCUUCUCCUCCUUCACCACCGUCAAAUCCACCACCGCCGCCGCCACCAUUCUUCCACCAACCCCACCGUCACUCCCUUUCAUUGGCCACCUCCACCUCCUCUCCACAUCCCUCCACAAAUCCUUCCAAUCCCUCUCAUCCAACCACGGCCCCCUCCUCCACCUCCGCCUCGGCCCCUCUCGCCGCCUCCUCCUCGUCUCCUCCGCCGCCACCGCCGCCGAAGUCUUCAAGACCCACGACCUCGCUUUCUCUUCCCGACCCGCCUUCGCCUUCGCCGAGAGGCUCCCUUACGGCAAUUCUGGGUUCAUCACCGCCCCUUACGGCCCCUACUGGCGCUUCAUGAAGAAGCUCUGCGUCACUGAGCUCCUCAGCGUGCGCCAGUUGGACCGCUCCAUGAGGAUCAGGAAGGAAGAGAUAGAGCGUUCGCUCAAAAGGGUGUUGCAGAAUGUGCAUGGCAAUGUCGCUAUUGACUUGGGUGCUGAACUGAUGAAGCUCACCAACAAUGUCACUUGCAGAAUGGCCAUGAGCACCAGGUGUUCGGAGAAAUGCGAGGAAGCUGAGAAGAUAAGGAAGUUGGUGAAGGAGUCAUUUGAGCUUGCUGCAAAGUUGUGCUUUGGUGAUGUGUUGGGAUGUCUGAAGGAGUUGAGUUUCUGGGUUUAUGGGAAAAAGGCUAUGGAUGUGAGCAGAAGGUAUGAUGAGUUGCUGGAGAAAGUGCUGAAGGAGCAUGAAGAGAAAAGAUUAUCAGGUGGGGAUGGGAAUGAGAGUGAGAGGGAUUUAGUGGAUAUUAUGUUGGAUGUUCAUCAUGAUGCUCAGGCUGAGUUCAAGAUCACAAGGACUCAUAUCAAAGCCUUUUUAAUGGAUCUCUUCAUUGCAGGCACAGACACCUCAGCAGAAGCAAUGCAAUGGGCAAUGGCUGAGCUUCUUAACCAUCCUGAAGCAUUCCAGAAGGUGAGGAAUGAGAUAGAAUCAGUCACUCAAAAUGUUAGGCUAGUUGAAGAAUCAGAUAUCCCAAACUUGCCAUAUCUGCAAGCAGUAGUGAAGGAAACACUGAGACUAUACCCACCAGGACCAGUAACAACAAGAGAAUGCCGCCAAGACUGCAAAAUAAACUGCUUUGAUGUACCAGCAAAAACAGCAGUAGCAGUCAACUUAUAUGCUAUAAUGAGGGACCCGGACUCAUGGGACGAUCCUAACGAGUUCCGCCCUGAAAGGUUCUUGGUUUUCCUGAGAGAACAGGAUGAUCCAAUUGAUGAUCAGAGUGAUGCUAAAAGAAUGAGCUUCAAUUUUGUUCCAUUUGGAGGAGGAAGGAGAGGGUGCCCGGGGACAAUGUUGGCAUUCAACUUGAUGAACACUGCAGUUGCUGCUAUGGUGGAGUGCUUUGAUUGGAAAAUCGGUGAAGAUGGGAAAGGAGAAAAGGUUGAUAUGCAAUCUGGAUCUGGCAUGUCUUUGAACAUGCUUCACCCACUCAUUUGCAUUCCUGUAGUGCAUUUUAACCCAUUUGAUGGAUAAAUAACUCAAUAUGUAAUACACACCCGCUUCUGAAAAACAAAAGUUUGAUGAGGAAAACAAUGUCUCACUAUCCUCAACGACCAAGGGGAUUGUAUAGCUGAUCUAAUAAUAACCUGUGGUAAUUAAAAAUUCGGAGGUUUGGAUCAUGUUCUUUUUAAUCAGAAUCAAUUCUGUGUCAAAAUUGAUUUUAGCUUUAGGAUCC
Lotus japonicus is the source of this 1856-nucleotide messenger RNA. Its product is annotated as cytochrome P450 705A12-like. The transcript is spliced from 3 exons. Lineage: Eukaryota; Viridiplantae; Streptophyta; Magnoliopsida; Fabales; Fabaceae. Gene Ontology annotation, molecular function: heme binding; iron ion binding; oxidoreductase activity, acting on paired donors, with incorporation or reduction of molecular oxygen, NAD(P)H as one donor, and incorporation of one atom of oxygen. The record is from RefSeq and is a predicted model, not a curated record. Gene Ontology annotation, cellular component: membrane. Bases 86 to 1654 code for a protein of 522 amino acids.